This is a messenger RNA of Colletotrichum godetiae, 1104 nucleotides long. RefSeq names its product acyl-CoA thioesterase II. Bases 1 to 1104 code for a protein of 367 amino acids. Gene Ontology annotation, molecular function: fatty acyl-CoA hydrolase activity. Lineage: Eukaryota; Fungi; Ascomycota; Sordariomycetes; Glomerellales; Glomerellaceae. The record is from RefSeq and is a predicted model, not a curated record. The transcript is spliced from 2 exons. Gene Ontology annotation, cellular component: peroxisomal matrix. Gene Ontology annotation, biological process: acyl-CoA metabolic process; fatty acid catabolic process.
AUGUCUAAACUCUUGUUUAACGAUGUUAUGGCCCUAGCCUUACUACCGACAACCCCAAAUCAUACGACAUCGACAGGUGGCAUCGUCAAGCGUUACAUGAGUCUUUACCCAGCUUGGGUACCAGGAUCUGAACUCGUUGGCGGCAAAGGCCGCGGGUCCAAGGCAGAUCCUCGAGCUGCAUAUGGGGGCCAUGUUUACUGUCAGGCACCGCUAGCUGCAAGCCGAGCUGUGAAAGAAGAGGAACCUGAAGGAUCCGGGACGCAGUCCGGGGGGUUCGGGCUUCAUGCCAUUCAAGGAGUUUUCUCAGCUGCCGCCAAGUCAGACAGGCCAUUCAUAUAUGAGGUCACCGUUCUCUCGACUAGCCGGACAUUCUGCUCUCGCCUGGUGACUGUGCGCCAACCAAAGGAGACGAGCAAACGCGACCACUACGAAGACAGCUUCUUGCUUGAGGAUGCUGAAGGGCCUUUGGGUGACAUCUGUUUCAGUUGCAUAUGCACCUUCAAACGGCCAGAGGAAGCCCGAGUCGUUUCUCAGGAAGAGCCACCGCAAAAACGCUUCGCCGAAAUCUUGUCAACCAAGUCGCCACAAGAUUGGCCAUUCGCACCGGCGGUUGACGUGGAAGAAAUCAAAGCCAUGUUUCCGGAUGUCGGCCAGACAACGUUUCCCAUUGUUGACAUGCACAAAGUCGACUUGACGGCUUACAAUGAAGGAAAGUCGGUCUCAGAGAGGAAGGAACUCCUCCUAUAUCGUCUCAAAGGCCCUCUCCCAGCGGACGAUCCCAAUUCUCAUGUUGCUGUUCAUGCAUUCGAGUCCGAUCGCAACGGGCUGUUGAUGAUAUGCAACCACGUUGGUCUCGGAUGGAGUCUGGGCACCGCAGCCAGCUUAACGUACAAGUUUGUUGUCCACGUCAAUGUCGACCAAGCCGUGAUGAAAGACGAUGGCUGGUGGAUUCAGGAGGCAUCAUUUCCUCGGACUGGCCAGGGGCGAGGGACAUUGAUCUGUAAGAUGUGGAGUCCCGAGGGUGUACAUGUCGCUACCGGGUAUCAAGACGGCAUACUUCGAGAGCGGAGAACAGAGGGGGAUAAGAUUAGUCAAAAGCUAUAA